AGUAAACAAACACACGUGGAAGAUGGCGCUUUCAGCGCAGAAAGAGGAGAGGCGACGUGAGGACAUUUUAAAGGAAUUUAGAGCAUCGUUUUUCUCCAUGAAUCGCUUGGCUUCGUUUCCAUGGACGUUUAUAGAGAACGAGCUGCAGAGCAACGAGUCCUCAGAGUUCAUCUCAGAGCUGCUGAAGCAGACAUGUCUUCAUCCUCUGUGUGGGAAGUUUCCACCAUCGGUCCGAUUCAGGCGGCUGUUCCUUACAGAGCUCAUCAAACGGCAGGAGGCUGCAGGCUGCGAUCCUCUGGACGAGCUGUACGACGCCCUGGCUGAGGUGCUGGGGGUGGAGGAGACCCCCGGCUGCUACAAGAGCUACUUCCUGCCUAACGGAGACGCCGUCAGCCUUCUGGAGAGCAUCGCUCUGAUAUCCCAGGGAACCACGGGCCUGGUGACCUGGGAAGCUGCUCUUUACCUGGCUGAGUGGGCUCUGGAGAACCAGCAGGUGUUCGCCGGCAGGUCGGUUCUGGAGCUGGGAAGCGGUGUCGGAUUGACGGGCGUCACCAUCUGCCGCUCCUGCAACCCGCUCAGAUUCGUCUUCAGCGACUGUCACGCCGCGGUCCUGCAGAAACUCAGAGAAAACGUCCGUGUGAACGGGCUCGGCGGGGAGACGUCUCCUGCCGUCAGCGUGGAGGAGCUGGACUGGACGGCGGCGACGGAGGAGCAGAUCCGAGGGAUCGGCGCCGACACGGUGGUCGCUGCAGACGUCGUGUACGAUCCGGACGUCGCAGGAAGUCUGGUGAAGCUGCUGCUGAAGAUCCUGAGCUGCUCGCCGGCGCAGCUUCAACCCGAGAUCUACAUCUGCUCCACCGUGAGAAACCCGGAGACGUACGGCGGCUUCAAGCUGCAGCUCGAGGCUGCAGGACUGGGCCAUGAGGUGAUGACCGGACCCGCUGGCGCCGUGUUUCCCUACAACAGACUGGCGCCGUUAGAGCUCAUCAAAGUGUUCAGAGUCCAGGGAGGCUGAGGGCUCGUCUUCAUCUGGGAGCCGCCAACAGAGGCAGGACGUUCUGGUCCCAGUUGUCCUCCCAGCGCUGCCCCCUGCUGGCGCGGAGGUUCCUCCUGAAGGUUCCCAGUCUGCCGUCUGAGCCGGGGAAGUCUGAGAGGAGAGACUGGAAACCAGCGAGAAGAAGAGAACAUAAAACUCAGCGUCGUUGCUCUAAAGACGUUCAGUCGCUUCCAGAGAGACCAACAGGCAGAAGAGAGAAAAUGUUGCAGCUAAAAUGCAGGAACUGCGCCGUAUGAGAUUAAAGCCAAAUGAAUGUUUAGAUUGUACAGAAGCUGGACAUUAUUAGAAUAUCUCUCUGUGGCUUUUAGCAUCUCAGAUCGGGCUGAGUGUCGCUAUAAUAAUACUGAUGCUGCAAUAAUAAAGCAGCAACACAUUGAGGAGUCAGACUUUAAACUUCCAGCCCCUCCCACAGCUUUCAGAUUUGCAUCAUUAAAGUUAUGAGCUGGAUUUCAGCCACUGUGAA
This is a messenger RNA of Fundulus heteroclitus (mummichog), 1520 nucleotides long. It is a transcript of the gene eef2kmt, whose product is annotated as eukaryotic elongation factor 2 lysine methyltransferase. The transcript has 9 exons. Lineage: Eukaryota; Metazoa; Chordata; Actinopteri; Cyprinodontiformes; Fundulidae. The record is from RefSeq and is a predicted model, not a curated record. Bases 23 to 1015 code for a protein of 330 amino acids.